GAAGGAAGUGAUUCCAUAAUGGGCCAGAACGAAUAUUUUGAAACUGUUGGAAAUGCUGGGCUGGGCAAUGCAAUGGACCCUGGAAAGACAGUAGAGACGGACACCAAUUCUGUGAGAGGUAGUAAAGGAAAGCCAGACUUGUCUAGUACAGAAAUGCCUCUCAUAUACGAUACGAAGUGGGAGAACUCUAGUGGGAAGUCGAUACUGUUUUCAAAAUCGGCGAUUGAGACAAUACAAGGGCUAGAUCACUCUCCAAUAAAAAUCCAAGUUUGCCGAUGCGCUACAGAUAAUGAAGAAGAGAAAAAAAAUAUUUGUGAACCUCUGGGCUACGCGCAAGUUCGACUUCCAGACCACUUCAGUCUUUCCGUACUACAAUCCUGUAAGUCAGGAGUGAUUCUCCCUGUUUCGUGCAUACAUAGGGAUUCGUGUGUACUUAAAAAUGUAUUCGGAGUGAAAAAAGGAGAGGUGCAAGUUUUUGUGAGGCUGUCAUGUUUUGGAACAGUAAUCACCACAUCCUUCCAAAGUGUUGGCCGAGAUCGACGAUACGUGUUUAAACCGAGUCCCCAACCCGGUGUAGAAAUAAAAGAAGAUUCGGAGAUCAACCGUGAUAACUUAUUGAAACCGAUAGUAGCUGAGGAAGAAGUUGCAGUUGGAAUAACUAUCCUUAAGGACAAGGAUAUAUUUCAGAAGCCUGUUGUUUGGAGAAAUAAUAACCAAAGUGUUGAAGAUACGGAUAUAGAUUUUCUCCCAAAAUUCAACCAAUUCAAAGACUAUUCUCUGAGAAUGCCUCGUGCUAGCGAUGCUAGUUUGUGCAGGAAUGCUAAUCCACCAGGAAAGAAGAAAGCAUUCUGCGACUGGCAUGAUUUGGUAACCAAAGAGGUCAAGAAUAGUCUAAAAAAUAAUUGUGGAUGUCGCGACGGGAUGACAUUUCAAACAUUCGAUGAAACAUGUCCAAUAAGUGCAGUAACAAAAGAAUCACCGCAUGGAUGCUCACCAAAAGAACGAAAAAAACUUUCAGAUAAUACAGCAAAACCAUCACUAAUGGAAAAACUACUAGGGUCGCCAAGACGCGAAUCUUUCCCAGGAGUUAAAAAAGUGUCAGAAGUUCCUAUGAAACCAAUCACCGGAUCGGGAAUAUCGUCUGAGCCUACAGACUGUGACUGUGACUGUGAUAGAAUAAAGAACACUCUGGCAAUGAAUCCCAUGAUGAAAUACACUUGGCAAGUAAAAUGAACAUGUAAGCAAAGUAGUCUGGCAAGAGUUCAAUAUAAUUCAUGGAUAAUACAUUACUUAGGACACUCGA
Molecule: messenger RNA, 1303 nt
Organism: Macrosteles quadrilineatus (aster leafhopper)
Lineage: Eukaryota; Metazoa; Arthropoda; Insecta; Hemiptera; Cicadellidae
Exons: 2
Coding region: 19-1233 (404 amino acids)
Source: RefSeq, a predicted model, not a curated record